This is a messenger RNA of Colletotrichum paranaense, 6849 nucleotides long. Its product is annotated as acetyl-CoA carboxylase. NCBI's taxonomy places the organism in Eukaryota, Fungi, Ascomycota, Sordariomycetes, Glomerellales, Glomerellaceae. The record is from RefSeq and is a predicted model, not a curated record. The transcript is spliced from 3 exons. Bases 1 to 6849 code for a protein of 2282 amino acids. Gene Ontology annotation, molecular function: acetyl-CoA carboxylase activity; metal ion binding; ATP binding. Gene Ontology annotation, cellular component: mitochondrion. Gene Ontology annotation, biological process: fatty acid biosynthetic process.
AUGACCGAAAUCACAGCAGCCAACGGCACCGGCCGGACUGUGCCUCACGUCAACGGCAAGGCAACGUAUGCCGAGAAGCACAAAAUCGCCGACCACUUCAUUGGCGGCAACAAGCUGAGCAACGCACCGGCCUCCAAGGUCAAGGACUUUGUUGCCCAGCAAGAUGGUCACACCGUCAUCACCAACGUCUUGAUCGCCAACAACGGUAUUGCUGCCGUCAAGGAGAUCCGUUCGGUCCGGAAAUGGGCCUACGAGACGUUUGGCGACGAGAAGGCCAUCCAGUUCACCGUCAUGGCCACCCCUGAGGAUUUGGCUGCCAACGCCGAUUACAUUCGCAUGGCUGACCACUAUGUCGAGGUGCCCGGCGGUACCAACAACCACAACUACGCCAACGUUGAGCUGAUUGUUGAUAUUGCUGAGCGCAUGAACGUCCACGCUGUUUGGGCCGGAUGGGGUCACGCCUCCGAAAACCCCAAGCUUCCCGAAUCCCUCGCUGCCUCUCCCAAGAAGAUCGUCUUCAUCGGACCCCCGGGCUCCGCCAUGCGAUCUCUUGGUGACAAGAUUUCUUCCACAAUUGUUGCACAGCACGCCAAGGUACCCUGUAUCCCCUGGUCAGGUACCGGUGUCGACGCCGUCGAGGUCGACAACCAGGGUAUUGUCACCGUCGCAGAUGACAUCUACUCUAAGGGUUGCGUUACAUCAUGGCAAGAAGGUCUGGAGAAGGCCAAGGCCAUUGGCUUCCCCGUCAUGAUCAAGGCCUCAGAGGGUGGUGGUGGUAAGGGUAUCAGAAAGGCCCUUUCCGAGGACGGCUUCGAGCAGCUGUACAAGGCUGCUGCUGGCGAGAUUCCCGGUUCUCCCAUCUUCAUCAUGAAGCUGGCAGGCAACGCGAGACAUUUGGAGGUGCAGCUGCUUGCUGAUCAGUACGGAAACAACAUCUCCCUCUUUGGCAGAGAUUGUUCCGUCCAGCGUCGUCACCAGAAGAUUAUUGAGGAGGCUCCCGUCACCAUUGCCAAGGACAUCACAUUCAAGGCCAUGGAGGAUGCUGCCGUUCGUCUCGGAAGACUCGUCGGUUACGUCUCUGCUGGUACCGUCGAGUACUUGUACUCGCACGCCGACGACAAGUUCUACUUCCUCGAGCUGAACCCCCGUCUUCAGGUCGAGCAUCCUACCACUGAAAUGGUCAGUGGUGUCAACCUGCCCGCUGCCCAGCUCCAGAUUGCCAUGGGUAUCCCCCUGCACAGAAUCCGCGACAUUCGUCUUCUGUACGGCGUUGAUCCCAGGACAUCCACCGAGAUCGACUUCGAGUUCAAGCAGGAAGGUAGCGAGAAGACGCAGCGUCGCCCCAGACCCAAGGGUCACACCACUGCUUGCAGAAUCACCUCUGAGGACCCCGGUGAAGGAUUCAAGCCCUCCAACGGUGUUAUGCACGACCUGAACUUCAGGAGUUCCUCCAACGUUUGGGGUUACUUCUCCGUCAGUACCGCCUCCAGUAUUCACUCCUUCUCCGAUUCCCAGUUCGGUCAUAUUUUCGCUUAUGGCGAGAACCGUGCUGCUUCCCGUAAGCACAUGGUUGUUGCCCUCAAGGAGUUGAGCAUUCGUGGUGACUUCCGGACAACGGUUGAGUACCUCAUCAAGCUUCUGGAGACCGAGGCUUUCGAGGACAACACCAUCACCACCGGCUGGCUCGACGAGCUCAUCACCAAGAAGCUGACUGCUGAGCGCCCCGACCCCAUGUUGGCUGUCGUCUGCGGUGCCGUUACCAAGGCCCAUCUCUUCAGCGAGGAGUGCAUGACUGAGUACCGUACCAGCUUGGAGAAGGGUCAGGUUCCCUCCAAGGACAUUCUCAAGACCGUUUUCGCCAUCGACUUCAUCUAUGAGGGUUUCCGCUACAAGUUCACCGCCACCCGUGCCAGCGUCGACAGCUACCACCUCUUCAUCAACGGCUCCAAGUGCUCUGUCGGUGUCCGUGUCCUCAGUGAUGGUGGUUUGCUUAUCCUUCUUGAUGGUCGAUCCCACAGUGUUUACUGGAAGGAGGAAGUCGGUGCCACUCGUCUUUCCGUUGACGGCAAGACCUGCUUGCUCGAGCAGGAGAACGACCCUACCCAGCUCCGCACUCCCUCCCCCGGUAAGCUCGUCAAGUACUUGGUUGAGAACGGCGAGCACGUCAAGGCUGGCCAGCCUUUCGCCGAGGUUGAGGUCAUGAAGAUGUACAUGCCCCUCAUCGCUUCCGAGGAUGGUCUUGUCCAGCUCAUCAAGCAGCCGGGAGCCACUCUCGAGGCUGGUGACAUUCUGGGAAUAUUGGCCCUUGAUGACCCCAGCCGCGUCAAGCAGGCUUCGCCUUUCGUCGGUCAGCUCCCCGUCUAUGGCGAGCCUGUUGCUGUCGGAACCAAGCCUGCCCAGAGAUUCGAUCUUCUGCACAACACCCUGAAGAACAUUCUGCUCGGCUACGACAACUCCGUCAUCAUGGCAGCCACCCUGAAGCAGCUCAUCGAGGUCCUCCGCACUCCCGAGCUUCCCUUCAGUCAGUGGAAUGCCCAGUUCGCUGCGCUGCACAGCCGUAUGCCCCAGAAGCUCGACGCCCAGUUCACCCAGAUUGUCGACCGUGCCAAGAGCCGUCACGCAGACUUCCCCGCCAAGGCCUUGGCCAAGGCAUUCCAGAAGUUCCUCGAGGACAAUGUCGCUGCUGGCGAUGCUGACAUGCUCAAGACCACUCUGGCCCCCUUGACUGAUGUCUUGAACGCAUACUCCGAGGGAACCAAGGCCCACGAGUUAACCGUCAUCAAGGACCUCUUGGCUUCGUACAUUGAGAUCGAGCGCCUGUUCACUGGUUACGGAACCCAGGAGGACAGCGUCAUCCUCAAACUGCGUGACCAGAACAAGGAUGAUAUCCGCAAGGUUGUUCAGACUGUUCUUUCUCACAGCCGUGUUGGUGCCAAGAGCUCGCUGAUCCUUGCCAUCCUCGAGGAGUACCGCCCCAACAAGCCCAACGUCGGAAAUGUCGCCAAGUACCUCCGCACUGCCCUGCAGCAGUUGACUGAGCUUCAGUCUUCCCGCACCACCUCCAAGGUGUCUCUCAAGGCCCGUGAGAUCAUGAUCCAAUGCUCUCUGCCAUCUCUUGAGGAGCGUACCGCCCAGAUGGAGCACAUUCUCCGCUCUUCCGUCGUGGAGUCUCGUUAUGGUGAGGCCGCCUGGGACCACCGUGAGCCCAGCCUGGAGGUUAUCAAGGAAGUUGUUGACUCCAAGUACACCGUCUUCGACGUCUUGACCCUCUUCUUCGCUCACGAGGACCCUUGGGUCUCUCUUGCUGCCCUUGAGGUUUACGUUCGUCGUGCCUACCGUGCGUAUAUCCUCAAGCAGAUUGAGUACCACUCUGAUGAGACCGAUACCCCUCUCUUCUGCACCUGGGACUUUGCUCUCCGCAAGAUCGGCCAGAGCGAGUACGGACUGCCUCUUCAGUCCGCCGCACCCUCCUCUCCCGCCACUCCCAGCGGCAGCGGCGGCUCGUUCGACUUCAAGCGCAUCCACUCCAUCAGCGACAUGUCCUACCUCAACCACAAGUGGGACUCUGAGCCCAACCGCAAGGGUGUCAUCGUGCCCGUCAAGUACCUCGACGACGCCGAGGACUUGCUCGGAAAGGCUCUUGAGACCUUGACCGUCUCUGAGAAGGCCAGAAAGCGCAGCACCCCCGGUCUCAUUCCUGACUUGAGCGGCAAGCGCAAGCCUGCUGCCCCCAAGGUCGACUCUGACGAGCUCUCCGCCGUCAUCAACGUUGCUGUCCGCGAUGCCGAGAGCAAGAGCGACCAGGAGAUCCUUUCUCGCAUCGUGCCCAUUGUCGAGCAGUUCAAGGAGGAGCUUCUCAACCGCAACGUCCGCCGUAUCACCUUCAUCUGCGGUCGCAACGACGGUGCCUACCCCGGCUACUACACCUUCCGUGGCCCCGAGUAUGUUGAGGAUGAUAGCAUUCGCCACAGUGAGCCCGCUCUCGCUUUCCAGCUUGAGCUCGGAAGACUUGCCAAGUUCCACAUCAAGCCCGUCUUCACUGAGAACAAGAACAUCCACGUUUACGAGGGUGUCGGCAAGGCCGUCGACGGUGACAAGCGUUACUUCACUCGCGCUGUCAUUCGUCCCGGCCGUCUCCGUGAUGAGAUCCCUACUGCUGAGUACUUGAUCUCUGAGGCCGACCGCGUUAUCAACGACAUCUUUGACGCUCUUGAGAUCAUUGGCAACAACAACUCCGAUUUGAACCAGGUCUUUAUCAAUUUCACCCCUGUGUUCCAGCUUCACCCCCAGGAGGUUGAGAGCAGUCUCCAAGGCUUCCUGGACCGCUUCGGAGCCCGCGCUUGGCGUCUUCGUGUCGCCCAGGUUGAGAUUCGUAUUAUCUGCACUGAUCCCGACACUGGCGUCCCCUACCCUCUACGUGUCAUCAUCACCAACACCUCUGGAUACGUUGUUGAUGUUGACAUCUACGCUGAGCGCAAGUCCGAGAAGGGCGAGUGGGUCUUCAACAGCAUUGGCGGUACCAAGGAGAAGGGUCCCAUGCACCUGUUGCCUGUCUCGACUCCCUAUGCCACCAAGAACCCUCUGCAGCCCAAGCGUUACAAGGCUCACUUGAUGGGUACUCAGUACGUCUACGAUUUCCCCGAGCUCUUCCGCCAGGCCAUCCAGAACAGCUGGACCCAGUCGGUCAAGAAGCACGGCGCACUGGGCGCUCAGCAGCCCAAGUCUGGCGAGUGUGUCUCGUACACUGAGCUCGUUCUGGACGACAAGGACACUCUUCAGGAGGUCAACCGCGAGCCUGGUACCAACACCUGCGGUAUGGUUGGUUGGAUCUUCAACGCCAAGACCCCCGAGUACCCCAAGGGCCGCAAGUUCAUUGUUGUUGCCAACGAUAUCACUUACAUGAUCGGUUCUUUUGGCCCUAAGGAGGAUAACUUCUUCUACAAGUGCACUGAGCUCGCUCGCAAGCUUGGUAUCCCCCGCAUCUAUCUAUCUGCUAACUCUGGUGCCCGUCUCGGUGUCGCCAACGAGCUUAUGCCCUACUUCAAGGUCGCGUGGAACGACGCCAACAAGCAGGACAACGGCUUCAAGUACCUCUACCUCGACGACGAGGCCCAGAAGCGUUUCGCCAAGGACGUCAUCACCGAGGAGAUCUCCGAGGACGGUGAGAAGCGCCACAAGAUUGUCACCAUUGUCGGUCAGGAGGACGGUCUUGGUGUUGAGUGUCUGAGAGGAUCUGGUCUCAUCGCUGGUGCGACGAGCAAGGCCUACAACGACAUCUUCACCAUCACCUUGGUCACUUGCCGUUCCGUCGGUAUUGGUGCCUACCUCGUCCGCCUUGGUCAGCGUGCUGUCCAGAUCGAGGGCCAGCCCAUCAUUCUCACUGGUGCCCCUGCCUUGAACAACGUUCUUGGUCGCGAGAUCUACACCUCCAACUUGCAGCUUGGUGGCACUCAGAUCAUGUACCGCAACGGUGUCUCCCACAUGACCGGUACUGAUGACUUUGAUGGUGUUUCCAAGAUUGUAGAGUGGAUGUCCUUCAUCCCCGAGAAGCGUGGCAGCCCCAUUCCAGUCAGCCCCAGCACCGACGGCUGGGACCGCGAUGUCGUCUACACGCCUCCCCAGAAGCAGGCUUACGAUGUCCGCUGGAUGAUUGGCGGUCACCCCACCGACAACGGUGGCUUCGAGGCUGGUCUUUUUGACAAGGACUCCUUCGUCGAGACUCUCGGCGGCUGGGCCCGUACCGUCGUCGUCGGUCGUGCUCGCCUCGGUGGCAUCCCCAUGGGUGUCAUCGCCGUCGAGGCCCGCUCCGUUGAGAACAUUACCCCUGCCGAUCCCGCCAACCCCGACUCUAUCGAGCAGAUCACCAACGAGGCUGGUGGUGUGUGGUACCCCAACUCCGCCUUCAAGACCGCUCAGGCCAUCAACGACUUCAACAACGGCGAGCAGCUGCCUUUGAUGAUCCUCGCCAACUGGAGAGGUUUCUCUGGUGGUCAGCGCGAUAUGUACAACGAGGUCUUGAAGUACGGUUCCUACAUCGUCGACGCCCUCGUUAAGUACGAGCAGCCCAUCUUCGUCUACAUUCCUCCCUUCGGAGAGCUUCGUGGUGGUUCUUGGGUCGUCGUCGACCCGACCAUCAACCCUGAGGCCAUGGAAAUGUACGCUGAUGUUGAUGCCCGCGGUGGUGUCCUCGAGCCCGAGGGUAUCAUUGGUAUCAAGUACCGCAAGGACAAGCAGCUCGAGACCAUGGCUCGCCUGGACCCCGUCUACGCCUCUCUUAAGAAGCAGAUGACUGCCGAUCUGCCCAAGGAGCAGGCCGACGAGAUCAAGAAGAAGAUGACCAUCCGCGAGAAGCAGCUCCUGCCUGUCUACUCCCAGGUUGCCAUCCAAUUCGCCGACCUGCACGACCGUGCUGGUCGCAUGAAGGCCAAGGGUGUCAUUCGUGACCAACUGGAGUGGGUCAACUCCCGUCGCUACUUCUACUGGCGUCUGCGCCGUCGUCUCAACGAGGAGUAUCUCCUCAAGCGCAUGUCGUCAACCGUCCUCACUUCCACCCCCGGCAACGACAAGUCCAAGGCUCCCGAGACCCGCAGCCGCAACCUCCAGCUCCUCGAGAGCUGGUCUGGUGUCGUCAACUUCUCCACUGCCGAUCGUGAGGUGGCUGAGUGGUACGAGGCCAACCGCAAGUCCGUCACUGACAGAAUCGAGACCGUCAAGGCCGACAACCUGGCUGCUGACCUCAGCUCUGUCCUGAGAGCCAACAAGAGCGCCGCCAUGCGUGGUGUUCGCGAUGUCAUCCGCACGAUGCCGCCUGAGGAGCGUGACCAACUCCUCAAGUACCUGCGCGAUUAA